Molecule: messenger RNA, 2105 nt
Organism: Phyllopteryx taeniolatus (common seadragon)
Lineage: Eukaryota; Metazoa; Chordata; Actinopteri; Syngnathiformes; Syngnathidae
Product: zinc finger protein OZF-like
Exons: 2
Coding region: 489-1886 (465 amino acids)
Biological process (GO): regulation of transcription by RNA polymerase II
Molecular function (GO): RNA polymerase II cis-regulatory region sequence-specific DNA binding; DNA-binding transcription factor activity
Source: RefSeq, a predicted model, not a curated record
AUGGCAGAAAACGGCAUACGUAUCUGGUGUGUUGGGUUUUUUUCAUCACAAGUUAAAUGACAAAGACAACAGUUUACCAACGCAAUACAACACUACUUAUAUAUAUUUUUUUCCAAGAUCAUCUCUACUUCUACCUAAAGCGGCUUUACACACGCACCCUGGAAUGCGAAACAAAUGUAGUUUGUCCAAGCGGAAUUGCCAUAUACGGUUUUGUGUUGUUGUUGUUUUUUUUUUUUUUUUUUCCCAUUUACCACACCCGCUCCCGGAUGUAAUUCUUCCUAAAUGACUACCAAACGCGGUGGAAACCUCGAUCCCGGACGCCAUCGCUACUUUACGUGACUAAAACAUCUUUUUUGCUUAAACAUUCGUGUCCUUCGAAAAAACCGGAAGCUCCUGGAGCUAGCUUCGUGUAGCUUUCUGGCCGCUAACAAAGAGACACGUGCGCGCGAGCCACGUACCGCUAAAUGCGAGUGUAACGUGGUCGGAUUAUGUGUGCUCAAAGUGCGAAAGCAGAAGAGUACGAGGAGGAGGUUUGUGGAGCAAAAGAGGAGCGCGGGCAACAACGUCCGUCGCUGCGGGACGCCGUUUGCAAGAAGCCUCAACAGCACACAGCAGACGCUGGUGAAGAUCUUCGUACUGAGCGGCAAGCGCCAGAGUCCCCCGCCAUCAAAGAAGAAGAGGCGCUCAAGCUCCGUCACAUUAAAGAUGAAGAUCGAGAGGAUGAAAUCACCAAGUUCCCAUCGACUGGCGUCAGUGUGAAGAGUGAAGAAGAUGACCAAGAAAGUGAUGGAGACCAAUGUGAAGGAUCCCAAUCAGACCGUCUCGUAGCUCCACUAUCAGACAGUGACGGCAUAACAGUUCACUCUUCUGACUAUGAGGAUGCCGAUGACAACGAUGAGGAUGAUGAUGACUAUGACGAUAAACAGUCUACAGGUGAUAGGACAUGCCACACCGAUGACAAAUGUGUCAGAUGUUCUCACUGUGACAAAACUUUUUACAACAAGUCAGCCUUGAAAGCACAUACAAGAUCACAUACAGGAGAAAAACCUUUUGCCUGCUUAGUUUGUGGUAAAAGAUUCUCUUUAAAGACAAAUUUAACACAACACGCCAGAACACACACUGGGGAGAAACCUUUUGUCUGUUCAGUCUGUGGUAAAACAUUCUCACGCAAGGAGAAUUUGAACAUACACACAAUAACACACACUGGAGAAAAACCUUUUGCCUGCUCACUUUGCGGUAAAAAAUUCUCUUUAAAAAGAGAUUUGACAAUGCACACAAGAACACACACAGGGGAAAAACCUUUUGCCUGCACAGUUUGUGGUAAAAGAUUCUCUUUAAAUAACACUUUAACAAGACAUACGAAAACGCACACAGGAGAAAAACCUUUUGCCUGCUUACUUUGUAGUAAAAGAUUCUCUUUAAAAAGAAUGUUAACAAUGCACACAAGAACACACACAGGAGAAAAACCCUUUUUCUGCUCAGUUUGUGGUAAAAGAUUCAUUGAGCAAGGACAUUUAACAAUGCACAAAAGAACACACACUGGAGAGAAGCCUUUUACUUGCUCAGUUUGCGGUCAAAGAUUCUCGAUGAAGACAAAUUUAACAAGGCACACAAGAAUACAUGAUGGAGAGAAACCUUUUACUUGCUUAGUUUGUGGCAAAAGAUUCACUCAGAAUGGAGAUUUAACAAUACACACAAGAACACACACCGGAGAAAGACCCUUUGCCUGCUCAGUUUGCGGUAAAAGAUUCCCUUCAAAUUCACAUUUAACAAAACACACACGAACACACACUGGAGAAAGACCCUUUGCCUGCUCAGUUUGCGGUCAAAGAUUCACUCAGAGCUCACGUUUAACAAGGCACACAAAAACACAUGCUGGAGAGUAAUGAUUCCGUUGCGGUGUGUGCGCUGAAAGAUUUUCUGGUCAGGAUCAGUUUAAGAGACGCAAAUGUGCUGGUGAGAAGGGGAGGAGUCAACGAAGCUGCAGAAUAAUCUGAAGAAACUGAGGCUGUGUCGGAAAUCAUUGGCCCUCCUGGGAAAGUCAAAUCUCCUAACCUUUAUAUCACCUUCCCAUAACCUUUGGUGUUUUUUUUUUUUUUAAAAAA